Molecule: messenger RNA, 981 nt
Organism: Soboliphyme baturini
Lineage: Eukaryota; Metazoa; Nematoda; Enoplea; Dioctophymatida; Soboliphymatidae
Source: the annotation of a GenBank genome assembly
AUGUCGGUAUCUGCUGUGAAGCAUGUUCCGAAAUUUUCGAUAUGGUCAGUCGUCAGCAGUGUUGUAAAGAGGUACGAAACUAUUAUUGGGCUGACCAGCGUCCGCGAGGCCCAGAAUAAUGUUCUCGAGGCAGAGAAGAAGUUCAGUGAGUUCCAGAAUCAGAGAAGACAAAUUCAGACAGAGAUGCACCAGGUUCAGGAGAGGAGGAAGGAGAUUCGCUCUGAAUUGGAUCGCACGCCUCGAAGUGAGGAUCGCUACUUGCAACUACUGACUGAGGAGCAUGCGGUCAUCAAGAAUGAGAAAUCGUUGUACGAACGGUUCAGACUGACAGAGCUGGCCGAGCGCGAGUCCUUCAGCAUGCUCUCUUCGCGUCUGCGUGAGAGCCACGAAAAGGAGCGCGAACGGGUAGAACGAACCAAAUACUGGUCGAUUAUCGGUUCAAUUAUGGGCGCGUUGAUCGGCAUUGGUGGUACGACGAUCAACAAUUGGAAACGAAUGAAUGAACUGAAGACGAUCGUUCGCGAGUCGACCAAUCCUCAGCAAAUGGAAACAAUCCUAAGUCAACUGGCGAACGUAGUGGCCAGUCAGCAGCAGCAGGUGACGACCUUUGUUGGAGAUCUAAAGACGAUGUUGAAUAUGUGCGAUGGUGCUGCCGUUAAACCGCGCUCCAACCAGGACAUCGAAACACUGUUGUCUACGAAACAGUACGAAGAGAUCAUCGAGACUAUUCGGGAGCAGAACGCAAACGUCAAUGGGGAGAUGGAUCAAAUCAAAAAGAUGAUCGCCGCGGAGCACGGCUAUUCCGUCGAGGACGCUGGCACCAUUGUGUACGUUGGGCCGGAAAUGGAGAAACUGCUAAACCGGACGGAAAAGAAUCUUGAAUGGUCUUUAAAAAAGAAUGCCAUUAUGAACGUACUGAUGGUGUACACUGCACUUAUAUUUCUCGUUCCAUUUCUGGCAGCGACUUGCAAGGGAGACUGA